AUGGCCUCGUUUGACAUCAAACCACUGGACCAAUCCGAUGAAGUCGCUAAGAGGGAUAUCAGCCGCUCCGACAAUAUCGAACUCGAAAAUGCAACUUCGACCAAGGACUUGAACAGCCCGUUCUCUGCAUUCACAGCGAACGAGGAACGAGUAUGUCUGCGAAAAAUCGACAAAUGGCUAACUCCCAUGAUCAUCGUUUCUUAUGGUCUGCAAUAUAUCGACAAGGUCAUUCUUAACGGGGCUUCACAGUUCGGUAUUGUGCAGGAUCUCGAUCUAUACACGAUCGUGGGCCACAAUGAACAAACCCAAGAGCCGAUCCUGAGUCUCCAUCGAUUCUCUUUAGUAACGAUGAUAUUCUACUGGGGUUAUCUAGCAGGUGCUGUCCCUGCAGCGUUUCUUGCGCAGAAACUUCCUCUGGGCAAAUUUCUGGCUGGUCUUAUUGUCACCUGGGGAGUCGUCACUAUGCUCACCGCCCUAGUUCCAUCAUAUCCGGGAAUGUUGGUGCAGCGUUUCUUCCUCGGCUUCUGCGAAGCUGGCGCAGGUCCCGGUUUCUCGCUUAUGAUUCCGUUGUUCUGGAAAAGAGAAGAACAGCCUCUCCGAUACUCAUUUUGGUACUUGUCUCAGGGCCUUGGCAUUUUCCUCGGCCCUAUGAUGAUCUAUGGUAUUGGUCAUAUCCACGGUGAUCUCUCGCCGUGGAAAUAUCAAUACUUGAUCCUGGGUGCAAUUACUGUUGCCUGGGGAGUUAUCAUGGUAUUUGCACUACCGAACAGUCCCGAAUCAGCCUGGUUCUUGGAUGAGGCUGAGCGGACGGUCGCUGCUGCACGAAUCCGACUAGAGCAGGUCACCGAAGAGACCAAAACUAUCAAGCUUCACCAGAUCGUUGAAGCAGUAAAGGAUCCAAAAACGUGGCUGACAGUGAUCUCAACAUACUGCAUUCAUUUCAUCAAUGGUGCCUGCUCAGGGUUUGGGGCCAUAAUCGUGAAAAGUUUUGGCUACUCACCAUUCAAGUCAGUGCUGCUGACUGGUUGUGCUGGGAUCUAUCUGCUUGCGGUUUUGGCCAUCACCGGAGCAGCAGCUAAUUACCAGCGCAAUACUCGCACAAUCAUCUGGUGGAUCUGUGAGGUGUUCGUUAUCGCCGGAGCAGCACUCAUCUGGCAGGUACAAUGGGCGCCUGAUCACUCGGCUGCACUUGCAGGUUUCUUCCUACUGUUCACAUUUCCACCCGGGUAUACCAUGCUGUUGUCCCUUGUCGGCUCAAACACUGGUGGCUACACCAAGAAAGUCUUCGUCAUGGGUCUGGUGUGGAUGGCGUACUGUGUCUCUAAUGGAACUGCGCCACUGUUCAUCAAGACAACCGAGGUCGAAGAACAUUAUCCUACUUUGUUCCGUGGGGCUCUUGUCACGGCAUCACUCUCGGUGGCCUGCAGUCUCGCCAUGAGGUUCUAUCUCAUAAACGCAAACAAGAAACGAGACCAAAAUCUCGAUGCUGCAAUCCGAGAUCGAACUAUUGCCCAAGACCUUACCGACUGGGAGAAUCCCCAUUUCCGCUAUACUUUAUGA
Messenger RNA from Exophiala aquamarina CBS 119918, 1560 nucleotides. RefSeq lists its product as uncharacterized. NCBI's taxonomy places the organism in Eukaryota, Fungi, Ascomycota, Eurotiomycetes, Chaetothyriales, Herpotrichiellaceae. Gene Ontology annotation, molecular function: transmembrane transporter activity. Gene Ontology annotation, cellular component: membrane. Gene Ontology annotation, biological process: transmembrane transport. The transcript has 2 exons. The record is from RefSeq and is a predicted model, not a curated record. Bases 1 to 1560 code for a protein of 519 amino acids.